AUGAGAGACCACACUACAAGUCCCAGAACAGUCCCAUCCACUCAUUCACCUCCCCUGGCAGCAGCUUCACUCCCCUGGCAGCAGCUUCACUCCCCUGCCAGCAGCUUCACUCCCCUGGCAGCAGCUUCACUCCCCUGGCAGCAGCUUCACUCCCCUGGCAGCAGCUUCACUCCCCUGCCAGCAGCUUCACUCCCCUGGCAGCAGCUUCACUCCCCUGGCAGCAGCUUCACUCCCCUGGCAGCAGCUUCACUCCCCUGCCAGCAGCUUCACUCCCCUGGCAGCAGCUUCACUCCCCUGGCAGCAGCUUCACUCCCCUGGCAGCAGCUUCACUCCCCUGCCAGCAGCUUCACUCCCCUGGCAGCAGCUUCACUCCCCUGGCAGCAGCUUCACUCCCCUGCCAGCAGCUUCACUCCCCUGCCAGCAGCUUCACUCCCCUGGCAGCAGCUUCACUCCCCUGGCAGCAGCUUCACUCCCCUGGCAGCAGCUUCACUCCCCUGGCAGCAGCUUCACUCCCCUGGCAGCAGCUUCACUCCCCUGGCAGCAGCUUCACUCCCCUGCCAACAGCUUCACUCCCCUGGCAGCAGCUUCACUCCCCUGCCAGCAGCUUCACUCCCCUGGCAGCAGCUUCACUCCCCUGGCAGCAGCUUCACUCCCCUGCCAGCAGCUUCACUCCCCUGGCAGCAGCUUCACUCCCCUGGCAGCAGCUUCACUCCCCGGGCAGCAGCUUCACUCCCCUGGCAACAGCUUCACUCCCCUGGUAGCAGCUUCACUCCCCUGGCAGCAGCUUCACUCCCCUGGCAGCAGCUUCACUCCCCUGGCAGCAGCUUCACUCCCCUGGCAGCAGCUUCACUCCCCUGGCAGCAGCUUCACUCCCUUGGCAGCAGCUUCACUCCCCUGGCAGCAGCUUCACUCCCCUGCCAGCAGCUUCACUCCCCUGCCAGCAGCUUCACUCCCCUGGCAGCAGCUUCACUCCCCUGCCAGCAGCUUCACUCCCCUGGCAGCAGCUUCACUCCCCUGGCAGCAGCUUCACUCCCCUGCCAGCAGCUUCACUCCCCUGCCAGCAGCUUCACUCCCCUGGCAGCAGCUUCACUCCCCUGGCAGCAGCUUCACUACCCUGCCAGCAGCUUCACUGCCCUGCCAGCAGCUUCACUCCCCUGCCAGCAGCUUCACUCCCUUGGCAGCAGCUUCACUCCCCUAGCAGCAGCUUCACUCCCCUGGCAGCAGCUUCACUCUCCUGGCAGCAGCUUCACUCCCCUGGCAGCAGCUUCACUCCCCUGGCAGCAGCUUCACUCCCCUGCCAGCAGCUUCACUCCCCUGGCAGCAGCUUCACUCCCCUGGCAGCAGCUUCACUCCCCUGGCAGCAGCUUCACUCCCCUGGCAGCAGCUUCACUCCCCUGCCAGCAGCUUCACUCCCCUGCCAGCAGCUUAACUCCCCUGGCAGCAGCUUCACUCCCCUGCCAGCAGCUUCACUCCCCUGCCAGCAGCUUCACUCCCCUGCCAGCAGCUUCACUCCCCUGGCAGCAGCUUCCCUCCCCUGGCAGCAGCUUCCCUCCCCUGGCAGCAGCUUCACUCCCCUGGCAGCAGCUUCACUCCCCUGGCAGCAGCUUCACUCCCCUGCCAGCAGCUUCACUCCCCUGCCAGCAGCUUCACUCCCCUGGCAGCAGCUUCACUCCCCUGGCAGCAGCUUCACUCCCCUGGCAGCAGCUUCACUCCCCUGGCAGCAGCUUCACUCCCUUAGCAGCAGCUUCACUCCCCUGGCAGCAGCUUCACUCCCCUGGCAGCAGCUUCACUCCCCUGGCAGCAGCUUCAUUCCCCUGCCAGCAGCUUCACUCCCCUGGCAGCAGCUUCACUCCCCUGGCAGCAGCUUCACUCCCCUGGCAGCAGCUUCACUCCCCUGGCAACAGCUUCACUCCCCUGCCAGCAGCCUCACUCCCCUGCCAGCAGCUUCACUCCCCUGCCAGCAGCCUCACUCCCCUGCCAGCAGCUUCACUCCCCUGCCAGCAGCUUCACUCCCCUGGCAGCAGCUUCACUCCCCUGGCAGCAGCUUCACUCCCCUGCCAGCAGUUUCACUCCCCUGCCAGCAGCUUCACUCCCCUGCCAGCAGCUGCACUCCCCUGGCAGCAGCUUCACUCCCCUGGCAGCAGCUUCACUCCCCUGCCAGCAGCUUCACUCCCCUGGCAGCAGCUUCACUCCCCUGGCAGCAGCUUCACUCCCCUGCCAGCAGCUUCACUCCCCUGGCAGCAGCUUCACUCCCCUGGCAGCAGCUUCACUCCCCUGGCAGCAGCUUCACUCCCCUGCCAGCAGCUUCACUCCCCUGCCAGCAGCUUCACUCCCCUGCCAGCAGCUUCACUCCCCUGCCAGCAGCUUCACUCCCCUGGCAGCAGCUUCACUCCCCUGGCAGCAGCUUCACUCCCCUGGCAGCAGCUUCACUCCCCUGGCAGCAGCUUCACUCCCCUGCCAGCAGCUUCACUCCCCCUGCCAGCAGCUUCACUCCCCUGCCAGCAGCUUCACUCCCCUGCCAGCAGCUUCACUCCCCUGCCAGCAGCUUCACUCCACUGGCAACAGCUUCACUCCCCUGGCAGCAGCUUCACUCCCCUGGUAGCAGCUUCACUCCCCUGGCAGCAGCUUCACUUCCCUGGCAGCAGCUUCACUCCCCUGGCAGCAGCUUCACUUCCCUGGCAGCAGCUUCACUCCCCUGGCAGCAGCUUCACUCCCCUGCCAGCAGCUUCACUCCCCUGCCAGCAGCUUCACUCCCCUGGCAGCAGCUUCACUCCCCUGCCAGCAGCUUCACUCCCCUGCCAGCAGCUUCACUCCCCUGCAGCUUCACUCCCCUGCCAGCAGUUUCACUCCCCUGCCAGCAGCUUCACUCCCCUGGCAGCAGCUGCACUCCCCUGGCAGCAGCUUCACUCCCCUGGCAGCAGCUUCACUCCCCUGCCAGCAGCUUCACUCCCCUGGCAGCAGCUUCACUCCCCUGGCAGCAGCUUCACUCCCCUGGCAGCAGCUUCACUCCCCUGCCAGCAGCUUCACUCCCCUGCCAGCAGCUUCACUCCCCUGCCAGCAGCUUCACUCCCCUGGCAGCAGCUUCACUCCCCUGCCAGCAGCUUCACUCCCCUGGCAGCAGCUUCACUCCCUUGGCAGCAACUUCACUCCCCUGGUAGCAUUUCACUCCCCUGGCAGCAGCUUCACUCCCCUGGCAGCAGCUUCACUCCCCUGCCAGCAGCUUCACUCCCCUGGCAGCAGCUUCACUCCCCUGGUAGCAGUUUCACUCCCCUGGCAGCAGCUUCACUCCCCUGCCAGCAGCUUCACUCCCCUGCCAGCAGCUUCACUCCCCUGCCAGCAGCUUCACUCCCCUGCCAGCAGCUUCACUCCCCUGCCAGCAGCUUCACUCCCCUGCCAGCAGCUUCACUCCCCUGCCAGCAGCUUCACUCCCCUGCCAGCAGCUUCACUCCCCUGCCAGCAGCUUCACUUCCCUGCCAGCAGCUUCACUCCCCUGCCAGCAGCUUCACUCCCCUGCCAGCAGCUUCACUCCCCUGCCAGCAGCUUCACUCCCCUGCCAGCAGCUUCACUCCCCUGGCAGCAGCUUCACUCCCCUGGCAGCAGCUUCACUCCCCUGGCAGCAGCUUCACUCCCCUGGCAGCAGCUUCACUCCCCUGCCAGCAGCUUCACUCCCCUGCCAGCAGUUUCACUCCCCUGCCAGCAGCUUCACUCCCCUGCCAGCAGCUGCACUCCCCUGGCAGCAGCUUCACUCCCCUGGCAGCAGCUUCACUCCCCUGCCAGCAGCUUCACUCCCCUGGCAGCAGCUUCACUCCCCUGCCAGCAGCUUCACUCCCCUGCCAGCAGCUUCACUCCCCUGGCAGCAGCUUCACUCCUCUGGCAGCAGCUUCACUCCCCUGGCAGCAGCUUCACUCCCCUGGCAGCAGCUUCACUCCCCUGGCAGCAGCUUCACUCCCCUGGCAGCAGCUUCACUCCCCUGCCAGCAGCUUCACUCCCCCUGCCAGCAGCUGCACUCCCCUGGCAGCAGCUUCACUCCCCUGCCAGCAGCUUCACUCCCCCUGCCAGCAGCUUCACUCCCCUGCCAGCAGCUUCACUCCCCUGGCAACAGCUUCACUCCCCUGGCAGCAGCUUCACUCCCCUGGUAGCAGCUUCACUCCCCUGGCAGCAGCUUCACUUCCCUGGCAGCAGCUUCACUCCCCUGGCAGCAGCUUCACUCCCCUGCCAGCAGCUUCACUCCCCUGCCAGCAGCUUCACUCCCCUGCCAGCAGCUUCACUCCCCUGGCAGCAGCUUCACUCCCCUGGCAGCAGCUUCACUCCCCUGCCAGCAGCUUCACUCCCCUGGCAGCAGCUUCACUCCCCUGGCAACAGCUUCACUCCCCUGCCAGCAGCUUCACUCCCCUGCCAGCAGCUUCACUCCCCUGGCAGCAGCUUCACUCCUCUGGCAGCAGCUUCACUCCCCUGGCAGCAGCUUCACUCCCCUGCCAGCAGCUUCACUCCCCUGGCAGCAGCUUCACUCCCCUGGCAGCAGCUUCACUCCCCUGCCAGCAGCUUCACUCCCCUGCCAGCAGCUGCACUCCCCUGGCAGCAGCUUCACUCCCCUGGCAGCAGCUUCACUCCCCUGGCAGCAGCUUCACUCCCCUGCCAGCAGCUUCACUCCCCUGCCAGCAGCUUCACUCCCCUGCCAGCAGCUUCACUCCCCUGGCAGCAGCUUCACUCCCCUGCCAGCAGCUUCACUCCCCUGGCAGCAGCUUCACUCCCUUGGCAGCAACUUCACUCCCCUGCAACUUCACUCCCCUGGUAGCAGUUUCACUCCCCUGGCAGCAGCUUCACUCCCCUGGCAGCAGCUUCACUCCCCUGCCAGCAGCUUCACUCCCCUGGCAGCAGCUUCACUCCCCUGGUAGCAGUUUCACUCCCCUGGCAGCAGCUUCACUCCCCUGCCAGCAGCUUCACUCCCCUGCCAGCAGCUUCACUCCCCUGCCAGCAGCUUCACUCCCCUGCCAGCAGCUUCACUCCCCUGCCAGCAGCUUCACUCCCCUGCCAGCAGCUUCACUCCCCUGCCAGCAGCUUCACUCCCCUGCCAGCAGCUUCACUCCCCUGCCAGCAGCUUCACUUCCCUGCCAGCAGCUUCACUCCCCUGCCAGCAGCUUCACUCCCCUGCCAGCAGCUUCACUCCCCUGCCAGCAGCUUCACUCCCCUGCCAGCAGCUUCACUUCCCUGGCAGCAGCUUCACUCCCCUGCCAGCAGCUUCACUUCCCUGCCAGCAGCUUCACUCCCCUGCCAGCAGCUUCACUCCCCUGCCAGCAGCUUCACUCCCCUGCCAGCAGCUUCACUCCCCCUGCCAGCAGCUUCACUCCCCUGCCAGCAGCUUCACUCCCCUGGCAACAGCUUCACUCCCCUGGCAGCAGCUUCACUCCCCUGCCAGCAGCUUCACUCCCCUGCCAGCAGCUUCACUCCCCUGGCAGCAGCUUCACUCCCCUGCCAGCAGCUUCACUCCCCUGGCAGCAGCUUCACUCCCUUGGCAGCAACUUCACUCCCCUGGUAGCAGUUUCACUCCCCUGGCAGCAGCUUCACUCCCCUGGCAGCAGCUUCACUCCCCUGCCAGCAGCUUCACUCCCCUGGCAGCAACUUCACUCCCCUGGUAGCAGUUUCACUCCCCUGGCAGCAGCUUCACUCCCCUGGCAGCAGCUUCACUCCCCUGCCAGCAGCUUCACUCCCCUGGCAGCAGCUUCACUCCCCUGGUAG
Messenger RNA from Closterium sp. NIES-65, 5736 nucleotides. The record is from the annotation of a GenBank genome assembly. Lineage: Eukaryota; Viridiplantae; Streptophyta; Zygnematophyceae; Desmidiales; Closteriaceae.